Messenger RNA from Ophidiomyces ophidiicola, 924 nucleotides. RefSeq lists its product as uncharacterized. The record is from RefSeq and is a predicted model, not a curated record. Lineage: Eukaryota; Fungi; Ascomycota; Eurotiomycetes; Onygenales; Onygenaceae. The transcript has a single exon. Bases 1 to 924 code for a protein of 307 amino acids.
AUGGCCGCCCCCGGGCUCGACAAAGUCCACUUCUUCGACCUCACCAGCGCCACGCCCGGUAACCCCCACCGCUCUCUCUUCGCAAUCGAUGCUAAUACAUACCCUCGAGUAGGCCCGAACAAGUCCUGGUCGCCCAACACCCUGCGUACCCGCCUGGUGCUCAACUUCAAGCGCAUCCCCUACACGCAGACCUACCUGCCCUUCCCCGCCGUCGCGCCCGUCCUGCGCGCCCUGCGUCUGCCGCCGCUCACCAACGGGCCCAUGCCCUACACCCUGCCCGCCAUCCUCCACGCCCCGUCCAUCCCCGCCGCGCCCACCACCCAUGCCCUGAACGACAGCUGGCCCAUUGCCCUCCAUCUCGAGCGCGCGUUCCCCGCCCCCGGCUAUCCCUCCAUCUUCCCCACCCCAGCCAGCUACCCGCUCGCCGUGGCCGUGCAGAACAUCAUCAUCAACGCCCUCUACGGCGGCGUCUCCUUGCACAUCCCCAAGGUGCUCAACUGCCUCGAACCGGAGUGUGCUGAGUACUUCGAUCGAGUGCGCAGCAUUCGCUUCAGCACCCCGUCCUUGGCCGCCCUGGCCGCACAGGGGCCCGAGCUGGACCGGGUCUGGGCCGACUUGGGGAAGGAAUUCGGCCUGCUGGCCGAAAUGUUGCGCGGCGUGGAUGGCGUAGACAAGAAGAGCGGCCCCUUCUUCGAAGGCGACCAGCCCGGCUAUGCCGACCUGCUACUCGCCGCGUGGUUUGGCUGGUAUUAUCGCAUGGACCGCGCCGAUUUCGAGAGGCUGAUGGAUAUCGAGAAGAACGGCGAGUUUAGAAGCCUAUGGGAGGCCUGUCGGCCGUGGAUCGAAGGCCAGGGCGAGAACAUCGACUUCCCCGUGCCCAAAGGCAUGGACACAGACUUAGAGCCUGUGAUGUUCAAGUCGUGA